Messenger RNA from Neomonachus schauinslandi (Hawaiian monk seal), 1559 nucleotides. It is a transcript of the gene ATP6V1B1, whose product is annotated as ATPase H+ transporting V1 subunit B1. The record is from RefSeq and is a predicted model, not a curated record. The transcript has 14 exons. NCBI's taxonomy places the organism in Eukaryota, Metazoa, Chordata, Mammalia, Carnivora, Phocidae. Gene Ontology annotation, molecular function: ATP binding; proton-transporting ATPase activity, rotational mechanism. Gene Ontology annotation, biological process: ATP metabolic process; proton transmembrane transport. Bases 1 to 1542 code for a protein of 513 amino acids. Gene Ontology annotation, cellular component: proton-transporting V-type ATPase, V1 domain.
AUGGACACAAGGGUAGGCAGUAGGCCCGGGGGGCUCCCCGGCAGUGGCUGUGAUCUGGGCAGAGCCCGGGAACACAUGCAAGCGGUCACCCGAAACUACAUCACCCACCCCCGUGUCACCUACAGGACGGUGUGCAGUGUCAAUGGGCCCCUGGUGGUGCUGGACCAGGUCAAGUUUGCGCAGUAUGCUGAGAUCGUCAACUUCACCCUUCCCGACGGCACUCAGAGAAGCGGGCAGGUGCUGGAGGUGUCUGGGACCAAGGCAAUUGUUCAGGUGUUUGAAGGAACCUCUGGGAUCGAUGCCCAGAAGACCACCUGUGAAUUCACAGGGGACAUCCUACGGACUCCAGUGUCAGAAGACAUGCUGGGUCGGGUCUUCAACGGCUCUGGCAAGCCCAUUGACAAGGGGCCAGUGGUCAUGGCAGAGGACUUCCUGGAUAUCAAUGGCCAGCCCAUCAACCCCCAUGACCGCAUCUACCCAGAGGAGAUGAUUCAGACGGGCAUCUCUCCCAUCGACGUCAUGAACAGCAUUGCCCGUGGUCAGAAGAUCCCCAUCUUCUCAGCAGCCGGGCUCCCCCACAAUGAGAUUGCCGCCCAGAUCUGCCGCCAGGCUGGGCUGGUGAAGAAGUCCAAGGCUGUGCUGGAUUACCACGACGACAACUUUGCCAUUGUCUUUGCGGCCAUGGGGGUGAACAUGGAGACAGCCAGGUUCUUCAAGUCUGACUUCGAGCAGAACGGUACCAUGGGGAAUGUCUGCCUCUUCCUGAACUUGGCCAACGACCCCACGAUCGAGCGCAUCAUCACCCCACGCCUGGCACUGACCACUGCUGAAUUUCUCGCCUACCAGUGUGAGAAGCACGUGCUGGUCAUACUGACCGACAUGAGUUCCUACGCAGAGGCCUUGCGGGAGGUCUCAGCUGCCAGAGAGGAGGUGCCGGGCCGCCGAGGCUUCCCGGGAUAUAUGUACACAGACCUGGCCACCAUCUAUGAGCGGGCAGGCCGCGUGGAGGGCCGGGGAGGGUCCAUCACUCAGAUCCCCAUCCUCACCAUGCCCAAUGACGAUAUCACCCACCCAAUCCCAGACCUGACGGGCUUCAUCACAGAGGGACAGAUCUACGUGGACAGACAGCUUCAUAACAGACAAAUCUACCCCCCCAUCAACGUGCUCCCUUCCCUGUCGCGGCUGAUGAAGUCUGCCAUUGGGGAGGGCAUGACGAGAAAAGACCAUGGAGACGUCUCCAACCAACUGUAUGCUUGCUACGCCAUUGGGAAGGACGUGCAGGCCAUGAAAGCAGUGGUGGGGGAGGAGGCGCUCACUUCGGAGGACCUGCUCUAUCUGGAAUUCCUGCAGAAGUUCGAGAAGAACUUCAUCAACCAGGGCCCCUAUGAGAACCGCUCGGUGUUUGAGUCCUUGGACCUGGGCUGGAAGCUGUUGCGCAUCUUCCCCAAGGAGAUGCUGAAGCGCAUCCCGCAGGGCGUGCUCGAUGAGUUCUACUCCCGCGAGGGGGCGCCGCAGGACCCCGCGUCCGACACUGCGCUCUAGCCCCGCCCACAGCGGAC